This is a messenger RNA of Saccoglossus kowalevskii, 963 nucleotides long. Its product is annotated as alpha-1A adrenergic receptor-like. The record is from RefSeq and is a predicted model, not a curated record. Lineage: Eukaryota; Metazoa; Hemichordata; Enteropneusta; Harrimaniidae.
AUGUCGUUGCUUAACUUGACGAUCACAGCCUAUGAUAGGUUUUCUGCAUUGGUUACACCAUUGAAAUAUUCCACACUGGUUACUGUUAAUACAUCGGUGAUUGUUAUUAUUUUAUCAUGGAUCACAAUAACGGCAUUAGGGUUAUCGCCUCUUAUGGGAUGGUAUACCGAGUGUCCAAUCUGUUCUUUUCACAUGAUUCAACAAAACUGUAUUUUGUUCCUUUUAGGUGUCAUAUUUCUUCCCAAUUUUUUAAGCAUUUGUUAUUUUUAUUAUCGCAUCAUGAGCAUCGCUAGAAAGCAAUCCCGGGCAAUUUCAGCAAUUCAUCUCGCUGUCUAUCCAGUUCUGAUCAACAAGAACCUUAGUCUGCAAUUCAAAGGAUCCAAGUACGCUAAAACACUCGCCAUCAUCAUGGGGAUCUUCUCAUUUUCGUGGCUACCUCUUAUAGUGACUCUUGUGUUUGAUAUAUUUUUCAGCGAUGUUCGCUGGCACGAAUAUCUCUUUCAUGAUUACUUUGCAUUAUUUAUUUACUGCAACAGUGCAUUGAAUCCAUGGAUCUAUUCAUUUAAAAACAACGACUUCAAAGCAGCCUUGAGGAGACUGAAGCGGAAAUUUUGCAGUACAUCUAACAAGGAAUCCACCAGCGUAGUGAGGUCAACUUCAAGGGCCUCUAUUGCUCUGAGUAGAACUAACAGUCUUGUCGGAAUGGUAAAUUUACAAUUACUCUACAAUACGUACAAAGAAGAAGUGGUUGCGGAAGCUUCAGUUGAAUUAGAGAAGUCAAACGAGAACUGCGAGCAGGGUUCAAGUACAGUACCUAAGAAUAAACAAACUCUGACUUCUCCUCAGGCUAGUGUGUGCUUAUCUGUCGGAAGGGAUGUGACUGACAUGAACUGUUCAGAUUGCGCUGUGCAGACUGAGUACAAUCAAGUUUCAGAAGAUGAAGUAUCUGAAAUACCAUUAUAG